UCCACACAGACAUGCAUUCUGUCAGCAGAAAAUCCAGCUGUACCUCAAAGUGUUCGCUUCCCUUGGAAUACUCAAGACUAACUUGGCUUUUUUUGUCAGCCUCAUAAUUUGUCAGCCUCUGUGAGAUCUGCCAUCAAGACAAUUGAGAAAGUAUGUGAAGUGAUAAAGAAGAGCAGAAGUUCUUCCACAGGGAUGAAGCACCUGCCUAUGACUCAUCUGAACAUAGGCAUUCAGAUUAUGCAUUAUACCAUGAUGACAGCAACGCUGUAGUCUAGUUUCUGUGUGUAUAGUGGACGUAAACUUGAAUCAGAUAUUCUGGAGAUAUGUUAAAGAGAGUGUCAGCAUGUUCUCUGAGUAAAUUCAUUGGACGUAUCAUGAGUUAAACAAGUGUGUGCUACAGUAUGCUCCUUAUAAAUUCUAAACCACUCUCUGCUGUGAGGCAAACAGUCUUUGGGAUUUAAACAAGUUGUUAUGUAGACAUGACAACUGCGUCAGUGGAGUCCCUGGUGGUGAUGGUCGAUAAAAUACCAAAUGUAACUGAGACUCCAGUGGCAUCAUCUACUGAAGAUGUGGCUGCAAACUUCACUAUUGGCACAAUCCUGUCCCUCAUGUGUCUUGUUGGUGUGUCAGGAAACAUCUACACCCUGGUGGUCAUGUGCCACUCAAUGCGCUCUGCUGCCUCCAUGUACGUAUACAUUGUCAACUUGGCCAUGGCUGAUCUCCUCUACUUGCUCACUAUUCCUUUUGUGGUGUGCACACACUUUUUAAAGGGUUGGUACUUUGGUGAUGUGGGAUGCCGGACUCUCAUCAGUAUGGACUUCCUCACCAUGCAUGCAAGCAUUUUCACACUGACUGUCAUGAGUACCGAGCGCUAUUUUGCUGUUCUCAAGCCACUGGACACAGUCAAACGAUCUAAGAGCUACCGUAAGGCCAUUGCUAUUCUGGUGUGGACAGCUUCAUUGAUUCUAACCCUUCCCAUGAUCAUUGAUGUGGAGCUAAAGACAGAAAAUUCAAAAUCCAUGUGUCAGACCACAUUAAGUCCUCUUUCUUACAAGAUUUAUAUCACCUCCCUUUUCUGCACCAGCAUUGUGGCUCCGGGUGUCAUAAUUGGCUACCUUUACAUUUGCCUGGCCCGUACUUACUGGAUCUCACAGACAGAGAAUUUUAAGCAGACUCAGAAGUUGCCAAACCACAAAGUGCUAUAUCUUAUUUUUACAAUUGUGCUUCUCUUUUGGGCCUGUUUCCUUCCCUUCUGGAUCUGGCAGCUACUAGGCCAGUUCAAACCAGAAAUGGUUCUUUCAACCAAGGCCAGGCGCAACAUCAACUAUCUUACCACCUGCCUGACCUACAGCAACAGCUGCAUUAACCCUUUUCUCUACACCCUCCUGACCAAAAAUUACAAAGAGUAUCUUCGUAAAAGGCAAAGAACCUGGACUUCUGGGAACAACUUCAACAGGAGGAACCGCUUUCAGCGUUCUCCUCGCCGUUCCCUGUCAUCCAGCAGCCAGCAGUGUACAGAGACUUUUGUGCUUACACACAUAUCACGGACCAACAACAGCAGUCUGUGAGGAAGAGAGAAAAAGCCAUAAGCAGGCCAAGAUGACAGCCAUCAUCCUCCUCGGUGGGGAUGAAGCAAGAAAAGAAGAAACAAGCAAAACAGCUAGGAGGAAGAACAGACUUUACUGCGUAAAACAAUUUUAUUCGCAUUUCAUGCAUUACAUGAUUGAACUGGAUAAUUAUUCAGACAAUUAUUUAUAUUUGUUUUUAAAAUUCUGAUUUGAUGUGGAGCUUUUUAUCUUAUUCUUCAAGUAAUUGACUUUCAUGCUUUGUUUCCUUCAAAAAAAAAAUUGGUUCAUUGAUUCAGGCCUGCAUGGCAUCGAAUUACAUUGCAACUGAUAUUCAGAAGGCAGCAAAUGUGUUCUAUAUUAAUGCUGAUGCCACUUCUAUGAAUUUGACAGCAAGAAAAAUUACAGCCAAAAAAAUAAAAAAUAAAUCCAUCAUCUCCACCUCACAGAAAAGCAUUAAUAUAAUGAAAGGUUCACUUUUUAACUGCAAGGAACAAUUAGUAAACCAUAUUAAACCAUUAAAUAAUAGCUGCAGAUAAUAGCUUGGCUACAGAGUAAUAUAUAGUACAGUGCACCACUUUCUUCUUCCUCACAUAGCUCUAACAACCCACUGCUAAGGCUGACAGCAGCUCAACAUCUUUCCUAUAAUCUGACCUGAGAUCAUUAUUAUUCUUCUGCACACACCUUAGCUGAAACUCAUCUGAGAGUAACAUCAUAAUGGCUGCUUGCUUUUGUAGAACUUUUUAAAUGGAUAAAUCAGGGUUCAGAUCAAUCCACAGUCUGUGCAAUGACCCUGAGUCAACUACGGGUAACAGACCUGCUAGGUGGAAAGAUUUAUUAUUAAUGCACAGCAAAAAGACUCCUUUUAAACAUUUUUAUUACACUUUGUCAAAAUAUAUGUUCAUUUUACAGUUUCUGAUGUUCUGAUGCAGUAAGAUUUAAGUUAUGUACUGUAUGCUGGGUUAAUACAAUGCAUUUGUGGUAUUUGUAAAUGUUGUAAUUAGUGAAAAACUUAUUUGGUUACAUAAAGGAUAGUAGCUUACCAAUGUCACGUAAGUGAUAUGAAGAUUCUACAAAACUGGAUGCAUUGCCCAUUUCUCCUUGAAAGUGCAUCAGCCUAAUUACUCUAAGCCUUACAAGGUGUUUUUGUAUAUAAUAAAAGUUAUUAUUCCACCGAGCAAAGGGAUACUUCACUCCAAGAUUCAUUAUAGAACAUAUAGGAAUAAAAAUGUAUUCUUGUCAAAAUCUAUACACUUUUUGCCUAAAAGGUCUCGGCAGCACACUUGUUUUGUGUAUUAGGCUGCAAGAAAUCGGAAGUACAAUUGUAAAUGCUUUAUUUUAAUUACAGCAUUCUUUACACAUGUCAUGUAGUUAUUUCAUUUGUCUUGUUCUUCUUGUGUCUUUGAAACAAAUGGGUUUUGUCUUUAAGGGAAUCACUGUGGAUAAUAUGCAGAAUAAGCAUCCAAUAAAAACAUUAUUUAAUCUCUA
Messenger RNA from Clarias gariepinus (North African catfish), 3053 nucleotides. RefSeq names its product urotensin-2 receptor (gene uts2r1). Gene Ontology annotation, biological process: blood vessel diameter maintenance; regulation of blood pressure; neuropeptide signaling pathway. Bases 480 to 1568 code for a protein of 362 amino acids. Gene Ontology annotation, cellular component: membrane. The transcript has 3 exons. NCBI's taxonomy places the organism in Eukaryota, Metazoa, Chordata, Actinopteri, Siluriformes, Clariidae. The record is from RefSeq and is a predicted model, not a curated record. Gene Ontology annotation, molecular function: urotensin II receptor activity.